AGUCGCUCACGACGUCGCUGGGUUUUGAAACUAAGAUAAGGCCAAAGAAAAAAAAAAAGAUACAAUAGCUAAGAGAACCUGACAUCCUAGAGACAGAGAACUUCCAGUGACUGUGCAUUUUUUUAGUGAAGUGUUAAAUAAAUAUUAAAAAUAUACAUAUUUAAAAAAGCUAUAAGUAAGGGAAGAGAGAACCCUUAACCCUUUGGGGCUGGCUAUGAAAGACUCGAUGAGCAUACUCACCCAAACGCCCAGCGAGCCCAACGCAGCGCAUAACCAGCUGCUGCAGCAGCACCACCAGCUCCACCACCACCACCACUACGGCCUGCAGCCCCCGCCGGUGGCUUCCAUUGGCAUCCACAUCCACGGCGGCACCACCACCAUGUCCUCCGGCGGCGGCGGCGGCAGCACCACAACGGCAGCGGGCCUCAAGCCCAAUCGAUCCCGCUUCAUGAUCAACGACAUUCUGGCGGGCAGUGCGGCGGCCGCCUUCUACAAGCAGCAGCAACAGCAGCAGCAGCACCACCAACAGCAGUUGCACCACCACCACCACAACAACAACAACAACAACAACAAUUCGGGUUCCAGCGGCGGCAGCAGUCCCGCUCACAACAACAACAACAACAAUAAUGGCGAAAGCUUCGAGGCACCCACUGCCACCGGUGGUGGGGCGGCCUUGCCACCUGCCCUGCACCACCCACAGCCACAUCCGCAUCCGCCACAUUCACAUCCGCACCAGCUGAUGCAUCCGCACGGCAAGCUGGGGCACUUCCCACCCACCGCCGGCGGCAAUGGGUUAAAUGUGGCCCAAUAUGCGGCGGCCAUGCAGCAGCACUAUGCCGCUGCCGCUGCUGCGGCUGCUGCGCGCAACAAUGCAGCUGCGGCUGCUGCUGCUGCGGCCGCUGCUGCUGCGGCUGCCGUCGGCGGGGGACCGCCCGGAGUGGGUGGCGGCGAGGUGGGCGGAGUGGGCGGAGCGGUGGCGCCACCGAAGAGCGGCGAUCUGGACGACAGCAGCGAUUACCACGAGGAGAACGAGGACUGCGACAGCGACGAGGCGGGUGGCAGCGGCCACAUGGACGAUCACAGCGUUUGUAGCAAUGGCGGCAAGGACGACGACGGCAACAGCGUGAAGAGCGGUUCCGCCAGCGACAUCAGCGGCCUGAGCAAGAAGCAGCGGAAGGCGCGUACCGCCUUCACGGACCACCAACUGCAGACGCUGGAGAAGUCCUUCGAGCGGCAGAAGUACCUCAGCGUCCAGGAGCGGCAGGAGCUGGCCCACAAGCUGGACCUCAGCGACUGCCAGGUGAAAACCUGGUACCAGAACCGCAGAACCAAAUGGAAGCGGCAGACCGCCGUGGGCCUGGAACUGCUGGCGGAGGCCGGCAACUUCGCGGCCUUCCAGCGGCUGUACGGCGGAUCGCCUUACCUGGGCGCCUGGCCGUAUGCGGCCGCCGCCGGAGCCGCCCAUGGGGCCACGCCCCACACGAACAUCGACAUCUACUACCGCCAAGCGGCCGCCGCAGCCGCCAUGCAGAAGCCGCUGCCCUACAACCUGUACGCCGGCGUUCCGUCCGUCGGCGUGGGCGUUGGGGUGGGCGUGGGCCCGGCUCCGUUCUCCCACCUGUCCGCCUCCAGUUCGCUGUCCUCGCUGAGCAGCUACUAUCAGAGUGCGGCGGCCGCUGCUGCCGCGAAUCCGGGCGGACCGCAUUCGGUGCCGCCGCCGCCGCCUUCAGUGGGCGGUGGGGGAUCGCCGCCGAGCGGACUGGUCAAACCGCUUCCUGGCCGCUCCGACCCCGCCUCCGCCUCCCCACCGCCAAGGCCGCCGUCGACGCCCAGUCCGACGCUCAACCCGGGCAGUCCGCCCGGGCGGUCCGUCGACAGCUGUUCGCAGUCGGACGACGAGGAUCAGAUUCAGGUGUGAGCGGUACGGAGGUUGCAGUCCGGCGAUCGUGUGUGUGUCCAUCAUCAUUGGGCUUGUGCUGUCUCAAAAACGUGAUAUUUAAGGGGAUACCAACUACAUUUCAA
Drosophila suzukii is the source of this 2022-nucleotide messenger RNA. RefSeq names its product homeobox protein BarH1 (gene B-H1). Gene Ontology annotation, molecular function: DNA-binding transcription factor activity, RNA polymerase II-specific; RNA polymerase II transcription regulatory region sequence-specific DNA binding. The record is from RefSeq and is a predicted model, not a curated record. NCBI's taxonomy places the organism in Eukaryota, Metazoa, Arthropoda, Insecta, Diptera, Drosophilidae. Gene Ontology annotation, biological process: regulation of transcription by RNA polymerase II.